This is a messenger RNA of Salvia miltiorrhiza (redroot sage), 954 nucleotides long. RefSeq lists its product as uncharacterized. Lineage: Eukaryota; Viridiplantae; Streptophyta; Magnoliopsida; Lamiales; Lamiaceae. The record is from RefSeq and is a predicted model, not a curated record. Bases 384 to 773 code for a protein of 129 amino acids. The transcript has 2 exons.
AGAAGCUGCCAAUGAUUGGAGAUAACAUUUUUUGUCUCCAAACUCUUUGCACAGUUGGCAAAAGAGUUCUGCAAAUUCAUCCAACUUUCCAAUUCAAUCUCUCUCCCUCUCUCUCUCCAUUAUAUAUAAACACCAUUCACAUUUAUCCCAAACAAGUCUAACAAAGUUAAUUCGCUUCUUCAAUCUUCCGCUUCUAGAGAGAGGGAGAGGGAGGGAAGAGAGAGAAAUGUAUAUGGUGUUCAAGCGUCUGAUCAUCGGCGGCGAGAUUGUUGAAGAAGAAGGCGAGUGGGAGAAAGAGAGAUAAAUUUAAGCAAAAAAAAAGAAAAAAAUCAGUUGCGAAAAUCCAGCUAGAUUUCGGUUACCAAAUAUAAACUAGUCAGCGAAUGGAGCAGAAAUCGGCGGCGGCGGUGGUGGCGAGAUGCGACUGCUGCGGGCUGACGGAGGAGUGCACGGAGGCGUACAUAAAGCGCGUGCGCGACCGCUACUCGGGGCGGUGGAUCUGCGGGCUGUGCGCGGAGGCGGUGAAGGACGAGAUGGUGAGAUCGGAGAAGAGAAUCGGGAGCGAGGAAGCCGUGAAUCGGCACAUGAGUUUCUGCCGGAAUUUCAAGGCGCUCGGCCCGCCGAAGAAGCCGACGGAGGAGCUGAUCGCCGCCGUGAAGCAGCUGCUUCUGAGGAGCCUCGACUCGCCGCGGUCGGGCCCAGUGAAGAAGCCCGGCCUGCUGCGCAGCCAGAGCUGCGAGCCCGGCCGCGUGUCGUCGAAAUGCGACGUGUAGAUGCUACACUCGAUGAAAUAUUUUGCUUAGUGUUGAUUUCUAAGAACUGAUUUUUUUGAGGUAGUAGCUUUUAAUUAGUUACGAUUGCAUAUAUAUUUAGUAUUUAAUUAAUCAACGUGGUUUGUUCUUUGAUGCCGGGAAAGUGUUUUUAUGAAUUGAAUUGAGUUAAUGAUUAGUAUUA